AUGGGGAAAAGUAAAAAAAGUUGCCGGGAGAAGAAGAAGUCUUUGAAGUCUGAGGAGGAAGAAGUUGACACCAGUACUGAGGAAGAUUCUGCGAAAGAGCAGCGCAAGUAUAAGCCGUACUUUGUAUCUGACUACAACAGGAGGAUGAGAACAGUAGUAUCCGCAACAGGCAACUUCUGCGAUACAGAAGCAGAUCUGACUGCAGAACAUAUAAUAUUUAACUGUCCAGCGUACGCCAUAGAAAGAUUGCUACACAUUGAAAAACUUAUACAAAUUUAUGAAAACUCAGAAAGCGUCCCGCGUGCCGUCCAAGAUGUUCUUAGGAAUACUAAGACAUAUUUAGCACUUUGCAAUUUUAUUCAUAGUACUGUAAAAGAAAUAUGA
Molecule: messenger RNA, 384 nt
Organism: Parnassius apollo (apollo)
Lineage: Eukaryota; Metazoa; Arthropoda; Insecta; Lepidoptera; Papilionidae
Source: the annotation of a GenBank genome assembly